Ictalurus furcatus (blue catfish) is the source of this 3109-nucleotide messenger RNA. It is a transcript of the gene rpz, whose product is annotated as rapunzel. The coding region runs from base 168 to 851 and encodes 227 amino acids. NCBI's taxonomy places the organism in Eukaryota, Metazoa, Chordata, Actinopteri, Siluriformes, Ictaluridae. The transcript is spliced from 3 exons. The record is from RefSeq and is a predicted model, not a curated record.
AUUGCUGGGAAGAAGAAGUACAGUUGAGGUUUGGACUUUGGAGAAGGAGGUAGCUCUGUGAAAAGGAAUUCUUCUUACCUGAGAAGCCGCUAGUACUUUUGGACGGAGAUUUCCUGCGUACACAUCCCCCAGAGAGGACUGCAACGCCAACAUUUCUGUUUUAGGCCAUGGCUGACGUCGAGAUCUUAGAGGACCGAGACAAGCUGAAGCGAGGCCUGGUGAAGGUGUUGGAGUGUGUAGCCACCAUCUCAUCAGCAGCUGCUGUGGUGAACCCCAUCUUCGGUGUGGCAGGCUCACUGAUCCGCGUCGUGCUCCACCACGUGGAUGAUGAGGAGAUUCAAACCCUCCGACGCGAGUUUGGCAGCGUGAACCGAGCCUUGGAUAAGCUUACAGACCAGAACCGCAGCGCGUUGCUCCAGAUCAAGAAGGAGACAUUGGACGGGCAGUACAACAGCGUAGAGCAGAACCUACGCAACCAGUUCCGUAAGUUCAUGGAGGUGGUGGAGGCACGGCCCGAGCACAAGGAGCGCAAGCGCGAUGAUUUCGAGGAAAGCUAUGCCAACGACAUGGGCGACCAAAACCUGCACACACUCUAUGAUGGCGUAAUGGGCAAGCCCAAGCUCUUCAGCCGGCCCAUCCUCGAGGUCUACAUGACUCACUCACAAGGAGAUCGUAGGGUGAUGGAGAACCUGUGCACACGCCUCACCUACCUGUUCUGCAUCGGCCUCAUCGCUCUGAUUGGUUACGCCGCCAUCAUUGGUGAUGAUGAGGAGGGCCUGAGUGAGGAGUGGGCCGAGAAGAUGGAGAACGUGCAAGAGAGGAUGCAGGAGGUGCUCCGGAGGUGCAAGUGAUUCCUUCCCCCUGACACACACACACACACACACACACACACACAUAUAUUGAGGACUCCUUAUGUAUUCCAUAAAAGCCUAUGCUAUGUCUUUUUUGGUCUCAGAUUGUCCUCCACUCACGUCUCUGUCAUGAAUUAUAUAUUCUCUAGGGCCUCACUGUUACUGAUGGUGUGUGUUUUUUUUUUUUAUUAUUACUGAGUCACUCACAUCAUCCUCUUGAGGAUUCUCCCUUUACUCUUUAAAGAAUUGAAGACUUUAAAGCCAAAGAUCCGUCAAAAUUCUUAUCAAAGUGGUCAGGGUUUUAAAACCAACUGCUUUUUGAGAUUCAUUUGAUUGUACUACAAUAUCCUUAGAGGUUUAUGCACCAUGUUGACUAAAGCCCCGUCCACACGUACAGUUUUGAAACCAUCAUUUUUCACAUGAGAAUGGUGUCAUUUCUUAUGUGAUAAUGUCAAAUUUAUUCACUGAGUCUUGUUUUAUUAUUACACGCUUGUCACAUGCUCAUGUGAGAGUUUUCAAAUCGUUUUUUUUUUUUUUUUUUUGUCUUUUCCUGUGAAUGGAAAUAUUUUUCUUCUUCUUGUGGAGAGGAAUGUUUUUUCGAAGCACGUGUAGCUGUAUACGUGUGGACAGGGCCUAACUGUCAUUUUAAGACCCCGACUCUACAAAACCAAUAUUUCAUGUUAGCUGGUGUUGAAUAUUAUGAACAGAUUCCCACCCUUAUGUUAUAUUUUUCACCUUCAGUUUGAUGGUUAUUAUAAAAGGAGUCUGUGGAUGCCAGAACUUAAAGCUAAAGCUAAUUGUAGGAAUGUAUUUGGCCUAUUUACAUGCGCACACACACACUGUUCUUUUGCUGUGUGUGCGCGUGUGUGUGUGUGUGUGCGGUUAAUGGUAUUGGUUUCUCCGUGUCACCUUCACACCCAGUUGUCUGCGACUGGUUUUUCCAAAUCCAUUCAUCCAGCAGCACUUCCUACGGUUCUACUAAAGCAUCUAAACCAUCUAAAACAAAGAAUGUUGUGUAUUUGGUGUUGUAAACACUAACUAAAGUUUACUCUUGUGAUAACUGUUGGAACACUACUUGGGUUUGGACACCCUCAGCUAACACUACAUGCUUAUGACUUACAGCAUGAGUUUGCUCGCGUCACGUUAACAUGUAACACUAAAGGUAAACUUGAGCCUUAUGAGAUUAAACACUACAAACAUCCCAAGUUCAUAUUUUUCUUUAAACUUAUUGCAGUCCUGCUUUACUGUCUUAAACAACAGUCUGGUUACAUCAGUAUGGCAUUAUAUGCGAUAAGCCUCUUUUACGUGGAAAGCCAAGUGUUGUCUAACUGCUUUGAAAUCCUUGAUCUUUAAUAUAAAGAAUGUAAAGAUGUGCAGCUGUUUGUGGAAAGGUUUGCUACACUACAUAAGGUAACGGUCUGUCACUUGCUGGAAUAAGGAGUGGUUUGAAAGCAUGAGCUGAAGUGCUUUUUAAUUAUUAUUAUUAUUAUUUUUUAAAUAAACUACUGCUUUUUUUGUGUCAGGCUUAAAAAACCUUAUCCUUAUUGUUUCCCUUUGUACACAUAUUGACACUACGUCAAAAGUUUUUUGAACCCCUUUAUUACAGUUUAAUCACCGUUAUUGACGAGGACCAAACAAAUAGAUGCGAGUAAAAAAAGAAAGUCCUGACGAGACUCGAGGACUUGAGGCAAUUAAUCCUAUAGUUAUAGAUGAGGUCUUCUGUCUCAGAUUCGCUUCACAGCUGCUCGUGUUGGAUAACAGAAUCUGACUCCUAACUCUAUUUAGACUGGCAUUAUAUACCUUCAGCAUCAAUUCAGAACAAGCUGCUUAAAAGUGCACACUCAUCUAAGUGCAUGCCAUUAGUGCCUCCUGCAUAUAUUACUGUUCCUUAUAUCUACUUUCACUUUGUUCGACGAAUCCAUUACUCUCUCUUUGCUUUUCUCUGUGCUGGAUCGAACAAUAUGUAGAUAGCCUUUGUCAUGUCUAUAUAUACACACACAACUGAACUCUCUCUAUAUAUCUGCUUAAAGUCAGUUAUCGUGCACUUUUAAAAUGAGAACAGUUAUAGAUCUUUCUAAGACACAGCUCAUUGUCUCUGGCAAAUUGGGGAAAAAUUGGCAAAAAAAUAAAUAAAAUUGGUGGACAAUGAGAGGUGUUGUGAAAAUGAAGAUGGUUUCCUGUUCUUCGAUGAUUUUUUUUUAGUUGCUGAUCAGUGAUGUAUAAAAAAAAAAUGCACUACCAAUAAAGAUAUAAGUAUA